UAGAGUUGAGGCUGUGGUCAAAAUCGGUCAAACUCAGAUCGGAGGGAAAUGGAGAUGAACGACGCCGACGACGAAGAGUUUGGGUUCUCAAGAAACUACUUUCUGGCGAAGGAGCUCGGUGGCUCCGCCGUGAAAUCCCACUCUAAGCUCUCCGAUAUCAACAUCGUCGACGAGCAGGAACUGAGGGAAGCUGUAGCUAAAAUUGAACCCAAACAUGAGAAAGAGAUCGAGGAUUUGCUUUGCGGUUAUCAGAGUUUGUACCCCAGAUGGGCUUUUGAUCUUAGGUGUGGUCUUGGCCUUCUCAUGUAUGGAUUUGGAUCUAAGAAGACGUUGCUUGAAGAUUUUGCUUCAACAUCAUUGACAGAGUAUUCUGCGUUUGUUCUCAAUGGAUAUCUUCCAGCAAUUAAUGUAAAACAGGUUUUGACAUCCUUGGCUGAAGUUUUAUGGGAUCAAUUGAAAACCAAACGGAGGACUCCAUCUAAGAUCAUGUCAAAAAAUCAACAACCCUUUAGUUCUCGAUCCGUGGAGGAUCUUCUUGCAUUUUUUGAGCGAACCGAGGAUAGGACAAGUGAAUUUCUUGUAUGUGUAAUCAUCCACAACAUUGAUGGACCUGGAUUAAGGGAUUCUGAGAUCCAACAGUAUCUUGCAAGAGUUGCUUCUUGUCCUAAUAUUCGUAUUGUGGCCUCUAUUGACCAUGUGAACGCACCUCUUUUGUGGGACAAGAAGAUGGUUCAUACUCAAUUCAACUGGUGCUGGUGUCAUGUUCCUACCUUUGCGCCAUACAAGAUCGAAGGAACGUUUUUACCCUUGAUCCUAGCUCAUGGCAAUACCACCCAAACUGCCAAAAAUGCUGUUAUAGUUUUACAGAGUUUGACACCAAAUGCCCAGGGGGUGUUCAAAAUUCUUGCAGAAUUUCAACUAUCUCACUCUGAAGAAGAAGGGAUGCCAAUUGAUAAUCUGUUUGCAACCUGUCGAGAACGCUUCCUUGUGGGUAGCCGGCCUAUGCUGAACUCCCAUUUGACAGAAUUUAAAGACCAUGAAUUGGUCAAGACCAGAAGGCAUUCUGAAGGCCAGGAUUGCUUGUACAUUCCUCUUACAAGUGAGGCACUUGAGAAACUACUAGUGGAGAUGACUCAGUAACUACUUGAGAAUUUGAGUUCUAACAGAGGUGUCAAGUAUCAAAAUUUCAUACUUCCUGCUCAAACAUUUUAUUCUACUUCAUUUCUGUGGUGAGGAAAGUUCGCUGCAUUAGCCGUAAGGAUUCCAAGCUCGGCGCAGGCCAGAAGAGUAAAUUACUGAAAACCAAGACAAAGAACUAGAAGGGUAUUCUGAGGAACGGUUUUGAUCAACGAUGGGGCCAAGUAUGAAAACCAAAACUUUGUCAUGUCCACUUUGUGUUAGCAUCUGUGUGCUGUACACGGUACAGUAGAAAUGAUCAGUUUGUGAGGUGUGGGAUGCCUGAAGACAAAUCUGUGACCUUAUCAGCUGAAACCAAAGUAUAUCCUGGCUUUAUCUGCCUACUAGCCUUGACGAACUCUUUCCCAAGAUAAGGGUUACUUAAAUUAACUCAUCAUGUUUUUAGGAUAAAUAUUAGGCCCUAAUACUCUGACAUCCAACAUGCUCCAUCCUCUAUUCCUCUUUGAAUUUGUAAUGUAAUUUUUCAAUUUCCUCCAGUCUACUUUCGCAGGGUUCUUAAUUUCACCAAUAUGC
Messenger RNA from Argentina anserina (silverweed cinquefoil), 1710 nucleotides. Its product is annotated as origin of replication complex subunit 2. Bases 49 to 1140 code for a protein of 363 amino acids. Gene Ontology annotation, cellular component: nuclear origin of replication recognition complex; nucleus. Gene Ontology annotation, biological process: DNA replication. The record is from RefSeq and is a predicted model, not a curated record. The transcript is spliced from 6 exons. Gene Ontology annotation, molecular function: DNA replication origin binding. NCBI's taxonomy places the organism in Eukaryota, Viridiplantae, Streptophyta, Magnoliopsida, Rosales, Rosaceae.